GAGUCGACUCUUUCGCGGACGACGUGUGAGUGUUGUGCAGAGGUAAGCUGUUAUGAAACAGCAGCGUGUGUUUUAACGUGAUGAGCGUCUGAAUUUCUCUGUUAGGAGAUAAAAACACUAAAAUAGGAUUCAGUUAAACUGCUGAGCUGGUCCUGGUGCUCAGAGCCAUGCUCUGUGUGUGUGUGUGUGUGUGUGUAUGUGUAUACGUACGUACGUAUGUACGCAUGCGAGUGUGUGCGCGAGGGGAUAAAAGGUUACCGGUUUCAUGAUAAUGUUCCCCGGCAGUAAGAGAUCUGUGAUGUCAGACUCGGUGGCCCAUACGACGGAAGCGGAGCCUCUGAAAGGCCGACAAGAAGAAACAGGUGGGCCCAAUGGGCGGGGCUGUGCAGGCAAAGUGGGCAUGGCUAAACUGUCAGGGUGGCGCACGGCGGCGUUCCUGCUCUCAAUGUUCAUCUGCCUGAGCGUGGUGUUUGCCUUCUCCUUCAUCCUGCCCUGUCCUGUCAGACCACAGUACCAGUCCACCUGGAACCUGACUCUACCUGCUGCAGUGACAUACAACUUCCUGGCUGUUGGUGAUGCGAGUAAAGACAAAGUGCUGGACGUGUUCCUCAUCUAUAAGAGUUCAGAGGGUCGCAUGAACCACACCUGCAUUGGGGAAGGUCUGUCUUCCCCGUGUCUCUUUCUCCUGGCUGUUGAUGGAACUGGUGGACAGUAUCUAUGGGAACGACCUCUAGCUGCUGAAUUUGAUUGGGCGGAAUGUGGAGUGGGCGGAGUCAAAGGUAAAGGAGGGAACCUUUGUGUGGUGGCUCAUGCUGAUAAACUCACCGCCGUUGACAUACACACAGGUGAAAUCCUGUGGAAGAGUUCUCGAUCUCUGGUUGCUAACGGUAACCGCCCAGUGAUCAGUCUGAACAACGACAAAACCAAUGACAUCGCAGUGCUGAGUUACUCAACCACCGACACACCUGCAGUGAAGGACCUGGUGUUCUUCUCAGGUAUAUCCGGUGAGAUGAUUGGCUCCAAGGUUGAUGUGGGCGUGGCUCCGGGUCAGAUGAAGUCUCACCUGCAGUUCAGCACAGCGAGUGAAGCGCAGUACGUCCUGCUCCACACAGACCGAGGGCUGUAUGCGGUGAGUUUGGGAAGGUUGGCAGCGAGUGCUCUCUCUGGUCUCGACUCCAGUCUGAAGAGAGAUAAAAGCUGGGAGCAAAGAGCCGAUAACCAGGGACUCAUCACACUAUAUGACUCGGGCUCUUUGCAGUCGGUCGUGAAGGUGAGGGGUGGAUAUUCGAGCUCCUCUCCCUCACUGCUGCUCCAGACCAACUCCGCUGUGAUGCUUUUCGACACACAGAAACUCAGCGUUACUUGGACCACCAACACAAGCACCCUGAUCAGUACUCCAUCAUUUGGACACUUCAACAAAGAUAGAGUUCCUGAUAUCAUGCUUGAGGAAGACCAGAGAAACGACACCAAGAGAGUGGUGAUUUUAGAUGGAGAGACGGGCAGUGUGCUGUGGGAGUUGUUCCUGCCGUUCCACUUUAACAAUCCACAACCAGCUUCUAUUCUCACAAUCAACUACUACUCUGUGUUCAUGCUGUGGGGAGAGACACACACACACACCAAUGACACGAGCGUGGAGGGAGAGGAACGCUCUUCGUAUCUACUCUACCCACUCCAUUCUGAUGUCUUGCUGGAGAGGAGAAACCCCGCCCAACACAUCAUUGCCUUUAAAGCACUUCUCUUGGAACGAGGCCGUCAUGCCAGUUACCUCAUCCUGACCGAAGAGGACGGAGCCCUGAACAGCAGCUCGGUGCUUGAUGGGACGAAGCAGGUGGUCCUGACCAAGCGGAAGAUCAAAGGCGACGUCUCUGAGAGCAGCGUGCUAAGAGUGGGCGGAGCUGGCAGACUGGAUGGAGACGUCUCCUGGCAGGAGGAGUCUGUGAAGGAGGCGUUCUAUAGGCUGAGGUUCAGCGAUCAACUUCAGUGAUGUUUAAAUUCACAAAAGUCUGUGUGUGCGCUACUGAUCUGAUUUCAUCUGUUUGGGAAUCAGUGUGAGGGGAUCAGUGCUGGGAUUAGAGUGAGAAAAUGAGUGGGAGGGGAUUAGUGUGAGGUGAUCAAUGCGGGAUUAGUGCUGGGAUUAGAGUGAGGGGAUUAAUGUUGGGGGAUUAGUGCUGGGAUUAGUGUGAGGGGAUCAGUGCAUGGGAAUUUGUGUGUGGGGAUCAGUGCUGGGAUUAGAGUGAGGGGAUUAAUGUUGGGGGAUUAGUGCUGGGAUUAGUGUGAGGGGAUCAGUGCUGGAUUAGAGGGAACAGAACAGAACAGGAAUAGAAACAGCUGUCAGUAGUGCAUUCAGACUUGUAGCCCCAACUCUAUCACAUUCAAUCCUUUGGUCCAGAACAAUUUCAAAGACUCUCUCUCUCUCUCUCUCUCUCUCUCUCUCUCUCUCUCUCUCUGUAUUACUCUACAUAUUUGGGAGCUACACUGGAUUUUGUACGUUGAACACUACUACUUGCUGUGCUUUAAUCCUUACGCACCAGGUCUUGUCCCAUUUCACUGAAGGAGCCUUCCUCUAGGACUGUGUUUUACUCCCGUACUCUUGAAUUUAGUACUCUAAACCCUAACUCUAAUACCUGUGCAUUGAACCAGGCAGUGUUUGACCCCAGACGUGUGUACCCUAAUCCCUAGUUACUACACUGUAAUCUCUAUGCACCAAAUGGGAAUGCUCUUGCCCCAUUAUACUGAAGCAGCCUUCCUCUAGACUGCGCUCGGUGCCUUUUAUAAACACUGUGUAAAUGAGACACGACCUUCAGCUGCGAAGACAAAAACCAAGACAAUCGAGACGUUUACAUUCGAUGAUUAUUUGCUUAGAAAUAAACGUAGAAACAGGAAA
Messenger RNA from Ictalurus furcatus (blue catfish), 2884 nucleotides. RefSeq names its product family with sequence similarity 234 member A (gene fam234a). Bases 266 to 1984 code for a protein of 572 amino acids. Gene Ontology annotation, molecular function: protein binding. The record is from RefSeq and is a predicted model, not a curated record. Lineage: Eukaryota; Metazoa; Chordata; Actinopteri; Siluriformes; Ictaluridae. The transcript has 13 exons.